AUGCAACGCGACUACGACCCCUCGCCAACAUGGCAACGUGUUUCCUCGGGACAUAACUUUCUCAACCCCUCAGAUGCGUCCGAAACUGCCCAGACAGCUGCUCUCUCACCUUAUCGUAACGUUCGUGGUAGUCUUCGGCACCAGUCUCGUUCUCUCAACCACGAGCUGCCUCGAUCAGCGAACAGCCCUCACGACGAUUCAUACCAGCCGACUUACGCACACACCUCAUAUAAUCACAGUCCCUCAAAUCGACCUCUGCGUCAGCUGCCCGUAGCAGUGACCGUCUGCGAGAUUGAAAACCCACCUCAGGAGGUGACGCCAACUCUCAGCCUACUAGACGAAUUUGACUACUUUUGCAGCAUGUCCGGUGCUUCCUCCAGCAAGUUCCUUUCGGAGUGCUCUACACCAGUCACCAAUUUGGAUAUCAACGAAACAAAGGCCCGACGCCAGCGGCUGAAGAAGCUGCGUUGUCAGUCCGUCCUGCCCCCGACAAAGGCAAACGAGGGAGCAAACGUUUCACCCACGGGUGGGGAGGGGAGAAACCUCCAACAGGAGGGCAGGCGAAUUCCACCCUACAAUUACCAGCGGGCUUAUACUCAGGAUUGUAGCCUCCAUCCGAACGACUUUUUCGCAGGUGAAAUUCCCCCCAUACGAAGACAAAGGUCAACAGAGAAGGAACCACUGGCAUUAAGGCAUAGUUCCUCCACCAGUCUUGCAAGGAGCAUAAUGACGCCUAACUCCCCGAACCGACGAUCUCUCACUCCACAGGUACUGCCUCCACUACCGCUGUGCACAGAGUCGCCUCUAGGUGCUGCAAUCUCACAGGAAGCUCUGGCUGCCGACGAUCCCGACCUGGUUGAAUUCAAGGUACAGGUAGUCGGAUCACCAGGCGUUGGAAAAACUACAAUUUGCCAAUGUCUCACAAAUUUAAAUAAGGAGGAUUCCGACUUUGGUAAGAAGAAUUAACUUUUACUAUUUUGUCAAUGAUAUUGCGGUCACUAGUUUUAAUUAUAGAUAAAUAUAGGUAGAUAAAUAGAUAAAUAUAUAUGUUUUUCUGGGUACAAGUUUCUGGGCGAGUCCUUUCUAGGUUCAGUAGUGUGUAAAUUUUCAUUCAUUUGCCAUAAUGUCAGGACAAGCGCGCGUAUCGCCACCCUAUACGGCCACCUCACUCAAUUCUGGCAGUACCUGCACUAGUACCUAUGCAGCGAGUAUACAAGAUACAUCCACAAAACAUGGGAAGAUGUACCCCCGCUUAGGUUGCAUCAAGCGAAGACCAGUCGUCGUCGGGGAUCGAUCAACUAUAGCUGCUCGAGUACGAAGCAGGACUCGGAAAUAUGCACUCAACCCCAUAUUACGGGUUGUCUUUCGUUAACUUCCGGGGAGAAUAAGGUUAUAACAUGGUAGUAGACACACCCGGGAACUAAGCGCACGAUCACUUGCGACACGGCGACGUAUACGCACUCCCCUGUCUAACCAACAGAUGUUAGCGUUCUUCCGCAGGACAAUAUCCGCUUAAGAGGCAGUUCCGAUAUUGCCAAAAUAUCAAUUUGUAUGGGUGAGGUGCAGACAAAAUUAUAUGUUUCCAGUUUGUUUCGGAGGAGCUAAAUGUACUUGCGAACAUCACGGUAUAAACUUGCCACAAGGCUGAGGAGGGUAGAGCAGCCAACCGUUUUCGUUCCAAUUUAUGAUUCCGAUAGUAUUUGCAAUUUUGCUGACUCAUGUACCUAGUCGUUAUAGAAGUCAUCUCUAGUGCACUCGUUCUAAAAGAAAAGGCCUGUUGUAGGUAGUUCCUUCGUUUUCUUUGUAGAAUAACGAUAAGGAUUCUUCAAUGCAUCAAGCAGAAAAAUACUUUUUGUAAAUGCAAAACUCAAAUAACAUGUUAUUCAUAUCGCAUGCAGCGUAGAAAAAUGGAAUUUACCUAUUUUAUGAGCAAACAUGACCCCACAAGCUGUUGUGACUAUCUGAAGCCGCCCAAUAAAGGAUGGACCGGAUUGUUUUCCGAAAUAUUCCCAUCUUAUUAUUUACUAUAAUUGACUCUCAGAAAAUUAGUUGACUGAUCCUUAGGGUAAUGGUGGUACUGCAUACAUUUACGAAACAUAGCGAUAUAACACUUGUAUUUUCAUUUAUAGUUAUAAGUACUUUGUGUCUAAUCGACCAUUCUAUCGUGAUUUUUGUAAAGAGAAGGGUUCUUAAACGCAGAAAAAUCACAAUACGACCAAAGUGGCAAACAUAAGGGUAUUUCUAAGGUUGCUAUUAGUACAAAACAACCCUAUUCAUUCGAAUGUCCUAUAUUGAUAAAUGACCCGUAAAUCUACGAUUCCUCAAACGAAUUCGCGGCAUGCACAAGUGAUCUACUUACUGGAGUUUUUAAAAUCAAGCAUGUAAUAGACCACCCCGAUGCUUUUUCCAAGUUAUUGUGAGACUUAACUUUGUCGAGGAAAAAGGAACAAAAAUACCCAGAGCUACUUAGCACCCUCAGGCACAUAGAUUAUUUCCACCGUUAAAAAUAUUCUGCAAAUGUUUCGAAAAUUUAUUUAAGGGUAAAGAACUAGUCUCGUCCAUUUAUUAAGGUCUGUUAUCCGAUACAAACAUACCAUAAACAGUAGGUAACAAUAUUUUGCAGUGAAAAUGGAAACAACAGCGGGCAUACUCCUGCUGAGAUCAAACGUAGUCAAACACCUGCUGGUUAGUGAUACAUUAUGUCGAAGUGCCUAACACUAAGGUCAAAUGAAGAUGAUUUAUCCUGCUUAUGUGAAUGUGGGAAUAAAUGCAUUCGUAGAGAAUUAGUGAACAAGAAAACUUUUAGAGGAUGGCUAAAAACAUGCUUUGAUUAAUGGUUAAUUUUCCUCCGAUGGUCAGUUUAAAUCCAACAAUUCAUAUCACGAUGUGAUGCUGUUGUGCGAACCUGCUUGUAAGAAAGUAGCAAUUUUUUAAAGUUAUACAUCGAGUAUGCCGAGCGGUUUUAAUUUAUAUAUGCGUGUGCGUCAGUUGAGCGGAAGGAAGUUAACUGAGUAAAAACCCUGAAAAGUGCAACAACGGUUCUGCUCUUCUGCAUCUGGCUCACUACAAAAUGUGUAUUACUGGAAAUUAUUUCCAGUCACCUGUGAAGCAUUCGGCAACCUCGAUGAGAUACGAACCCGUUACGCAGAGGGGAAAUCUUUAGUAGGGCCUUCGCUCUAGCCACUUGAGUUUAAUCGGAUUAUGUAAAGUCAACCGGCCAGCCUACUGCAACGUAUCGGGUCCACUAAUGUUGAUACUGGAAGUUGACUGCCUAAGCACAAUUCCUUAAUUUAUCCAUGUACUAUCCACCAGAUGGCUAUCUACCGCUCACGGUCAUUUGUCCAAAGGACACCGAGAUCGCUGAGUUUUUAAAAGUUUGGGCAAAAGAGGUUAUUAUGAAUCUUCCGAAAUACUUAUUUACAAUUGGAAUGAUUCCAAACAGAAGCAAAGCCGAGACUGACAUGGACGAUAUGUACAACUUAAUGUUACACAAUACGUUUCCCAUGAAAACGUGGGUUUGUAAAUCAUUUCUUCGACUGCCGCUGUGCAAAUAACUCUCAAAAGCAAACUUAGGGAGAGUAAAAUUAAGCCGUUAAUUCUGAAUCUUACAUUUUCGGCUGCUUUACGCAAAAACAGUAAAUCAUUAGUAGUCACAUUUUCAUGAAUAAUUAUGCUUAUUCGGUUGUAAGGCCAAAGAACUACAUACAGUGACAUUUAGAUUACUCCUUAAUAUCUGAGCACUCCGCGACAGGGAACGCAUUGUUAGGUGAGCUAAUGACAAGCAGGUUUUACUGAUAAUGGCAGCGUUAUCGUUUUUGCUAUAGGAUACUUAAAAACACUUUUUAUACGUGUCAUAAAUCAAAUAUCCAUUUGCUUUGUACGUUAGGUUAUAGUUUGAUUUUAGAGAACUCUACUGAGGGGUUAUCAAAUGUGGUUUAAAGAGGUAAUUUUGCAUUUUCGCUGUCACUAAUUGGGAAACUUCUUGAAGCCGACUGUGAUGCCAUCCGAUUUAAGACUAUCUUUCAGAACAGAUGUUUUAAUUGAAGUAUUAUUUGAGGACGCUGAGCAAUGAGUGGAAUGGGAAGAACGGAACGAUUUUGAAUUAAGAAGAUGGGGCAUUUAAUUGGGCAGGCAUUGGACAGGUGCGAAGCCCACCAUGAAGCGCAUGGUAGUCAUUAAAAAUGAACAGUAUUUUAGAGUUUCUCCUGUUAAGUUCCACAGAUAAUCAAACAUAUGCUCUAGAAGCUUGUACAAUUGUGGUAAUUGUAUCGAUGCUUCAAGAAAUUAUGGUUACAGAUGUCAGUAUACCUGUCAAACUGCCCAGCGGAAAAAAUUAGAAUAACAUUUGAGACGUGCGUAACCAUUAGAGAUAAAUGACUGACGGAAAUAGAGGUAUACUCGUGAAUUUUCAAUACGGCUACACCAACCCGUCGUCAGACGAAAAUGAAAAGUGUGAGGGAGAUAAUCCUACUGGGGACCUAUGGGGACAUCGACAAGACAGACGCUUAUGUGUGGGGGUGAAGAACGUGUUUGGAUAGGUGGCGGACGUUAGGGGAGGUGCUGGGGGUUUCACACAUGGUUUACUCUGUGGGGGAGGUGCUGAAUCCGCGAUAUUCUACAUGGCCGAACAUGGUAGAGCGAGCUUGAAGCGAAGAGUUUUCGGUAGGAUGCCAUGAUCGCGACAGCGGUGAAGGAAAGUCAGUUGCUCGGAUGUCGCCGCCUGUCUCUGUGAGAAUUGUGACAAAGGAGGCGCAACCGUAAUCAUGGACAAGGUUGAUUACGUUCGAAAAGCAGACACUGUCUUUAGUGACAGGGAAGCUUACGCACCACUCGCUGAGGACCCAACGAAGAGGCAGACCGCGGUUAUAAAGAAGAAGGUGAAUGAACUCGCUCGACUGAAGCUGAUUAAUCCAAAUGACUGUAAAUUCAUGACUCUCAAUGACCCUCGUAUCGCACAUGCAUAUGGCCUUCCAAAAGUGCACAAACCAGAUGCAACAUUGAGGAUACUAGUGCCACUCAUCGGAUCGCCCACUUACAACCUAGCCAAAUGGCUUUCCAGGUAUCUGAAGCACCUCGCUGUUGGAUCACAACACAGCAUCACCAAUUCUCAGGCAUUCCUUCAAAGGAUUGAAGGUCUUAAAGUAAUUCCUGAUGAAAGUAUUCUAUCCUUUGAUGUUACCGCAUUGUUUUCCUUAAUACCACAUGACCUUGCCAUUGAGAGCGUGUCCCAACGCCCACGAGACAAUCCCAUCGACCUUCCAACACACCACGUUGUAGAAUUGCUUAAGCUCUGCCCCAAUAACUAUUUUCAAUUCGAUGGCAAAUACUACCAACAGGUCAAGGGCACCCCAAUGGGUUCGGCAAUUUCGGGGCUCCUUGCAGAACUAGUCUUACAACGACUAGAACAAGAUGUUGUACAAAGUUUCCAACCAAAAACGUGGCUCAGAUACGUAGAUGACACAAUUGUCAUCGUUAAGAUUUGCGAAGUUGAGCGAUUUCACCAGAGCUUGAAUGGCGCCUUCCCAGCGCUACAAUUCACUCGUGAAGAAGCAAAAGGAGGCAAUCUCCCGUUCCUAGGCGUGAGCAUACAAAAGCUCAGUGAUGGGGGCAUCGCAACAAGCGUUCAUCGGAAAAGCUCUGACGCUGAGAUCAUCCCGAGCUAUCAGAGUAACCACUCAGCAGCCCAUAAAAGAAGCUGUGUUCGGACCCUUUUCCACAGGGCCUAUCGUUACAGCAGUAGCACUGAUUUACUCAAAAAAGAACUGGCCCACUUGUAUCGCUUUUUCGACUGAACGGAUACCCGGUGAGCUUUGUGAAAAAUUGUCUCAGACGCCAGCAACAACCACAAAACGUCGACUCUAAUGGAGACAGGGUAUCACGGAAAUUCUAUUCCCUGCCCUACAUGCCGAGAAUUUCCGAAGCGAUCGCUCGACAAUUAAAUCAAUUCGGCACCUCCAUCGCCCACAAACCGGCGUCUUCAUUGCGCACGACAUUAUCCCGGGUAAAAGACCCUAUACCGAAGGAGCAGCAAACAAAUGUCAUUUACCGCAUUCCAUGUGCAAACUGCUCUAGCGUUUAUGUUGGGCAUACCGGCCGACGACUUGGGACCCGCAUUAACGAACAUAAGUUGGCCAUCCGCCGACGAGACCCCUUGUCUCUCGUGUUUGCGCACUCCCUUGAAUGUCAUCACCGCGUCAACUGGGAGGGGACCGAAGUGAUCGCUAGUGCCAACAUCAAACAAGCGCGAGAGUUUCUAGAAGCUUGGAACUCUAAUAACAAUAGCAUCAACCGCCAUGUCGACUUGGACGCUUGCUACGAAGGCUUACGUUCACGGUUCGCCGGCUUGCGCCCACCCGAAGACACCAACUGCUAAUCCAUGUUCGGCCAUGUAGAAUAUCGCGGAUUCAGCACCUCCCCCACAGAGUAAACCAUGUGUGAAACCCCCAGCACCUCCCCUAACGUCCGCCACCUAUCCAAACACGUUCUUCACCCCCACACAUAAGCGUCUGUCUUGUCGAUGUCCCCAUAGGUCCCCAGUAGGAUUAUCUCCCUCACACUUUUCAUUUUCGUCUGACGACGGGUUGGUGUAGCCGACUUGAAAAUUCUCGAGUAUACCUCUAUUUUCGACCAGCCUUCUCCUUUAAUUCUAUCGCCUCGUAAUGCUUACUAUCUGCAUUAUUCUUAAAUGCCUGUAUUUGCACAGCACUGGUUCGAGUUGUGCAGCCGUGUUCGUACACGAAGUCCUGUAGAGCGACACUUUAUCCACAUUAGACCUGACGUUUCAUUUACCUUAUUUUGCUGCACCAACUCAUAAGGCUGCGGCGAUCCUCUCUGUCCACUUCAGGGACAGAGGAAUUAAACCGCCCUUCCAGUGACCGAUAACUCAUCUUUGCGCUCUGUGUCGUAUAGAAAUACCAUGACUGAUGCAACUUUCGUUACGAGAACGCAAUAUUCUCCGCGGAUAUUCACAAUUUGUAUUUCCAUCGUAACGAAUACCAGGGUGGCAUGAGUUUUCGUUGGUAACACUAUUUGCUGAGUAGAAUCGCUGCACGCAUUAGCAUACAAGUCAUGACAAAUGACAAAAUAAUUCCACCGGCGUGACAUUGUGCUAUGUAUUAAGCUCAAUACGCUGAUCGUAUCGUCCGUAUUCCAGCCCAAACAUCCUGCAGAAUUGUUGAACGUAGUAGACGGAAUCUAAGCCACACAUCGCAUACGCGUUUAUCGGCAUAUCUGUAAGAGAAAGUUAGGCCAACAUACUGUGGACUGUUUGUCAUUAAUGGGCAAAAUAAUUGUUCUGUCCGACAAAAUCCUAAAGGUAAUAAUCAUGAUCAUGACAGAAAAUUGAGCUCGACCUAUCUAUUGUUUUAGCGUUUUAUGCAGAGCAUCAAAUUCUAGAGAGGUAGCACCAUGGCAACAAUUUAAUACAUAAAUUUUUUCUGUCUCGCUCUGCUACUCUCUUAUUUAGAUUUUAUUAUCAGUUUUUGUUUUUACUUCAGAUGCAGGAGACGACACAGACGAAGAUGUGCAAAACUUUUCAAUAAGAGCAAUGCUUAAAGGAAAUGAAUUCAAUGUAUGCUUUGCUGAGACCAAUCUAUAUGACGAAACGGAUUCGAUGGCAAGUAAACCUUAGUUUGUCCUAAUACUUUUAAAUGAGAUCGUUAAACGUGCUUUUUAACUCAUAUAAAUGUAAAUGGGGUCGAAAGAUAGUUCUUCUUAGGUGACCUGAUGUAUGCAUAACGUAGGUCUUUGCUUAGCCUUUUGUUUGCAUUAUGUGGCCUAACGCAUGAAACCUAAUGAAGAAAAUUAGGACGACCAAGUUUCCCCGCCCAAAAGUUUUUCUUUUAUUUAUUUAUCCAAGCUCUUGCGAAAAUUGCCGGUCUGCACAUAGAAUAUGUUAACAAAUAAUUGUAUCAGUCAAAUUGCUUUCAGAAUUUGCGUAAAUCUAUGUUACCUUUCAUUCCGGCACAAGACUGUGCUCAUAACUAUGACAGGCCAAGUUAUCUCAAUCAUGCAUGUCUUUUGGGGUGAAGGGAGUAAUCUAAACUCGGUAACUUACUAAGCAGAACUUGUCGAUCUUAAAAAUUAAUUUUUUUCCCAUGUAAAUCAGAUACAAAAGCGUAAGAGCAAAAAUAAUAUUUUAAAGUAAUCAACUGGCGUACUUUAAAAUAAGACAGACAUAAAGUGCUGAUAAUGAGCACCCCUUAUUGAAGAUUUUCUGAUUCAUUUGUAAAUAGGUUUCCUAAACCUCGGUUGACGCAGAUAGCAGAGUUAUCCUAUUAGGUGACUAAUUUGUUUUCAGUCAACGCUUCACUUUGUCUUCGUUAGCUCACUGCGCAAACUUGAUUAUAACAUUGAUCAUCGUUUUUAAGCCACCUUGUCAAGCAUUGUGGGAAUGUUAAAAACAAUGGAGUAAAUCUCGAAAAUAAUGUGUGUGACAAUAUUUAAUUUACACGUGAGAAAGUAUAGUAAGUUGGAUAAGGGAGUGAUGCUAUUGACGUUGUUUUAAAAGUCGUACCCCGGAAACUUGCAAAUGUUUGCAUAAAAGUGGUGCAGUCUUUAUACUUAGCCGUUUGUUUCUGAAAUAAUGACGAUGCAAAUGAAGGCCAACGAGGAAGAGAGAAAGAAAAAGUAAACUGACCUCAGUAGAAAUAUACACAGACACAAAUCUAUUGGUUUAAAGUCCCCCUUUAUAAAGUGAUUAACGGAAAUGAGGGCAAGCACAUUUUAAGUAAUUAUAGAAAAGAUGCCAGAAAAGAUUAGGCAAAGGUUUGGUCUAUGACCGGAGCAUCUUACUACGGGGAGUAUGUUUAUUGAAAAAGAAGGCUGAACUUCGGUAAACUUUGUAAUAUUAAAAGUUUGGUCCUCCAGACUGUCUCCAAUUAAAAUGGACACUAUUUUCACCAUUUAGUAAUACUGAUAAGUGCAAUUAUUUGUCCUUUGCUAUCAUUAAAUUGUUGUAUUUUUACUCCGAUAUCUAUCGUAAAUCUCUAUGACCACACUUAAGUAGUAACCAAUAGGACGGCUUUUUACCUCUUCCUCUAGCAAGCACAAAUAUAUAGCGACAGUUAUCUUCCUUAGCAAAAUUGCUUCCCGAAUUUAAUAAAACCGGUUAUAAAUCGAGCUCUUGUCACAGAUUCUUAUAAAUUCAUAUUACAUUUAAUCAAUUGUAUUAAUAUCGUUAGUGGUAGAGCCUAUUGCUCCGAAGCUUAUUAAACUGCAAACCAAAAUCUUACGACGUCAGAAAAACGUGAGAUCAAAUUAAGGGCAGAAUGCUUUCUAGUUUUCCGCUCAACCCAUAUGAGUUUCUUUCUGCAAUGAUUACUUUAUACUCAGAAGCACCGGACUUCCCAUAAAUAACCUUUACGCAUUAAAAUGGGAAGAUGGUUCGAGAUGUAAAGUAAAUGCGGACGGCAGUGAUUACUGAAUACGUACAUUGAAAUGACUCUUCUCUGUCUAAAAUGGAGGCGUUUGGGGCUCAGAUGCUGUUGUGUCGUAACACUGGAACUUUUGACGCUUUAACUGUAAAAACAGCCCAACCCUGAUAUGAUAAUUGUGUAUGACCUCCGCUUUUUGAACUUGAUUGGUCCCUCGCUGUCCCGAGUCCCACGUGCGGCUUAUCCUAAAUUCGAAUUUUUCUGUUAUUUGCAAUUCGUUCAGAAUGUUUUUCGUUCUGAAUUAGAAAUUGUCCAUAUUAAAAUAGUUUGAGGAUGUUUACAAAACAACCUCAGGAUGGGACCUCUUUUGCACAUUCCGCAUCAUCUGCCCAGCAAGCAGAUGGCAAGUUUUUUCUCUGACGGAGAAGAGCAAAGCGUUGGUUUUACUGAUUGUCAGACUUUUACUGUGUGCCUAUUAGCAGCCAUUAACUUCAAAGUUAUACUUGCCUCACUUCAGUUUCCGGUUUCCAUAUAUGCACCGACGCAACUGUCGCCAUUAAGCCGACUACUAUGUUCACAAAAGGACAUAGUACGAAAUUCCUUUUAUGCUUGUACAUAUGUCAAGUCGCGCUCAAGCCUCCACUUAUAAGUGAAAAAGGUGACCUAAACCGGGGAAAACGGGGAUUAUUUUGGAGGCGCCUGUUGAUAAAGACCUAAUUUGACUAAAUUAGCCUGUUUCAAAGUUUCUUUCAUCUAAAAUUUCCACGUACAACUAAUCGUAAAAAAGGUAGCAAAUGGCGUGCGAGUUAAGGACUUCCGUUUAUGCUUGGUAUUAAUUCAGAAGGGCUGCAAAAGGUUAAUAUAAACCGAUCUAAUGCCAUGCGUUUCAAAAGGGCUGGGUGUAACCCUAAGAUACAACUUAAUAUUUUCACUGCAAUAUCAAACCGAUGUCGUCGUCAAGUUAAAAACGUAUUUUGUGUAACUUAAGGCACUUGUUUAUAUGUUUAACCGACAACCAUUGCAGUUGCCUUAAACCGCUUUAAAUGUGAUCGUUUUAAAGUGCCGAAAACUAGAAAAACUACGAAGUGUGUUUCAAAGAGCGAAGGAAUUUCGCGCACUUAGCAGUGAAUAGAAUUUUUGUGGCCAGUUAGACAGGCAAACAACUUUAUCUAAUUACUCUAUCUAUAUUCAGUAAACCCACAAAUACACUAUGGAGGGUAAUGGUAUCAUUUACUGAUCCAGGGAGGUGAUAUACUAGUUUCAUUUCGAGGCCAGAGCUGGUGCACAUAUUUGUUGACGGCAAACCUUAAAGGAGCAUUUUCGUACUUCUUAGCGACUGGCUACUCGAUUCUUGGUUAUCCAUUUUAGCCAGGCCGUAAAAUGUCCACUGUGUUCUAUGGGUCAGGCGUUUAUCCGUGUAGCCUAAUCAUUAAGACGAUUAGCCAGUAUUAUUUUUGAUUUAUGGAAACAUCGCUUGUCAUACUUGACCCCGCGAAAUAUGCAGACCGGGCCUUUUCGCCCCUGGGGCAGAAAACCCAUCACAAAUUUCUUUAUUAUCCUAUGUGCUUUUGAAUAAGGAAAUGCAUACCAUGCUUUCAUCUUGCUCCGGAAGUUUUCACAUAUAUAUUUUAGCAUGUCAGCGAACCUGCUGACCAACAUUUUGCUCCUUCUCACUUAUGCAGGUGCUAAAGGAGUAACUUCUAGUGGGGUGUUGAUUUUUACGCUGGGACAGCUCAGCUAAUUUACUGCAACGGUGAAUCUUAUCUCUGCGCAGUUGACAACCGUAAUAAGAUCGCACACAGGGGACCAGAAAGGCAAUAUCAUGAAAUCUAGCAGAUUUCCAAAUGCGCAAUUUAGUGCUUAUAAAUACGUCAUCAAAGCACAUGAUCGAGUGCAGAAGGAGAAAUGUUUGCACUUCAAAACUUUAAAUUCGGUUUACCAGACUUUUUGCAGGGCAGUUAUUGUCACGAUAUAUUUUACUCGGCAGUACUCAGUAUCUGUCACACUGGGAACCCUAAACCGCUGUUUACAUUCCCACAGAAUAUCGAAAUACAAGAUUACGUGGACGCUUUUCUUGUUGUCUAUGCCAUUGACGACGCGACGACUUAUGAAUUUGCCCGGCGCGUUCUAUUGGAACUUUGCAAAUCUAUGGCCGAGAACGUAAUUCCACCAGCGGGAUUCAUUUUAGCUGCCAACAAGUUUGAUCUUGUUAGGCGCCGGGAGGUGAACUCCGAAGGUAUGUCCAAGUUCAGUGGACGUCUAACUUUGCUGUUUUGUUGCAUUAAUAAUAUCAUCCGCAGGAAUUUUUUUCGUUUUAAUCACAAAUUCCUCCGUAGAAGACGAGCUCCGGUAGCAGAACGCUUGUUUAUGUAUCUGGAAUGCAAAACGACGUUGUAGGACUUUUUAACGGAAGACGUUGGGGGAAGAACCGAGUCGUCCGUUUGCACAUUUUUCUUCCCUGUUUUCUUGAUUUUUAGUCGCACAACGGUUUUUCUGGGCAAGGGCUUGCAGUUGACAUUGACAUGAUUGUGGCUUUUUAGUCCCUUCUGAUCCAAAUACUGUUUUCUACAAAAAUAUGUAACUGUAGGUCAACAGCGGGUUCAAAAAUAAAACAGAAUGUCAUCCUUACGUCUGUCUCGACCGAACAUAGUAAGUUCGUAUGAGUAGCAAAGAAAAGAGUUCCUGUACAACCAAAGGGCACAGGAGGAAACGUCUGUCCAGUUUUGCUUUAGAAGAAAUGUUGUUAAUCCAGAACCUCCAGGUCUAUCGUGAGAGAUAUUUCUGCUAGGUUCGCUGUCGCACUGUCCGAUUCCGACAAAGAGAUAGGGAGUGGCAGUUUUAAGAACAGUUGUGAUCCAAACGAUCUAAAAAUAUUGGAAAUGUCGUGUUAUACGUUUUUGGUCAUAGCUUUCCGUGAUAUGCAUGCCUUUCAAGCGCAUAACCAAAAUCAUUGUUUGAUUAUUUUAUACAUUAAACCAUUUUCUUCUAGAAAAGUUGACAUUUUUACUAUUGAAUUGGCAAAUCAUCAAGAACUUUCCCUGUCCAUUUAUCAAUGACCUUUUUCUGUAUAUUCCAACAAAUAGGGAAUUUUUAAAAGGAGUAACGCGUAAAACUCGCUUGUUAUGGUUUGAAUCGUGUUCACUUUUAUUCUGUCACUUAGCCAGCUAAGCUGAUGUUGAUAAUGGAUUGUGUGUAAAGGCACACACCAUGUAAAGUGCAUAUAUAUUUUGUCAUGGUACUAGCAUAUCGGACUCAGGCAAUCCAUUUGCGGUCAGUGCUUCGCAGACCCGUCAUCUGUGCACAAUGCAUGAUGUGGUUUCACAUUGGUGGACGCAAAAAUGGUUCCUUAACACGGUUCUCCAGGUCGCAAUCACUAAUGUUUACCUUUAUUUAGAACAUUAUUUAUCACCUUUGUUCUCUGAUUCAUCGGCUUGUAUUUCAACAAACACGGUGAAAAAUUACUCUAAUACCAGUUUCCCCGUUGGCUUUUCGAAUAUCAUCCAAGGAUUCGAAAUGAGUUUGGGUUUCUUUUAAGUUUUUCGUAAUAUAAACUUUGUUAUUUAACAAGGUGUGUGAAUUCGUUUUUUCUAUCCUUGAACUUCUGCGGGUAUUUAUCUUAAUAUAUCCGUUAUUAUUUUACUUAAACGGAAUUUUCUAGGCAUUAUUUUCCGUCCCUUGCUUUUUCCACCGCUCAUUUCUUAUAUGUAUUUUCCAAUGACUGUAACUGUUCCAUCCCGUCUCUACAGGUCUCACCCCUAUUUCAGAAACUUAGCCUGCCUGUAACCUGGUUUUCCGCUUUGUUACAUCAAUUUCAGUCUAUGGUUUGCUUUAAAAGAUUAAUGACUCUUUUCCCAUGUCAUAAAUUUGGUUUAAAUAAGUCCUAAUGUAUGAGUCAUUUUUAAAACCUCUCAAUUUUACAAAACAAUAGCUUAUUAAGUACAGCGCUCCUACGAGUCAUGCAAAAUCUUUGCCAAAUUUUACAAUAAACGAUGAGAAAUUGUUUGUCCAGAGAAACAUAAAAAGGAUGAGGAGGAAAAAUCGUUGUGUAUUCUUGAUAAUUUAAAAAAUACAACCCGCGAUAAAGCCCAGUGCCCAGGAUGCAGCUCUGUAAAAUGAUCAGUCCUUCUGUUAGUUGAAAUGAAAUAUGCCUACGGAGCGCGAUUCAACACUCCGCAUAAGGGCUUGCGGUAAAACUAAGUCAACUGCGUUAAGCAGCGUUUCCCAGUAAUGAAUUUCCUGUUAAAACCUACGUUUGAUAAAUAACUGUCAAACAUUGCCUCUGUGCUGCGAUAACAAAAUCUAACGAAAUAAAAUGCAGUGAAAUUAAAUGAACGAAGGCCGGAUGACUGCGCUUAUUAGCUGAGGAUUUAUGAUUCACGCAAAUUGCGGCUAACACGUUAUCAUUUCUUGCGAGAUAUUAACUCGCACUGUUGCGAACUGUAUGGCUGAAUCUCGUCAAAUGAGCCACGACCUAAAAAUCAGCGUUAUUAGGUUUCAAUCGUGAUGCACUCAAAAAUGUCAGGUCGGCUGAUGAUUUCAAUAAUAUCUACCGCUUAUAUCGUAGUACAUCGAGCAUGAAUUGGCUUAAAAUGAUUUUCGCGUCCACAUUCCUUCCUCCUACAUCAAGCGGAGCCGGGCGUCAUGAAAAAUUCAGGAGUACCGGAGGCGGCACCAGGUGUAUCUCUUUUGCAUGGCAUUAGCCUACCCCUAGGAGUGCCGGCACACACCCGAUCUUUAGCUUUUUCUAGGUGCCUCUAUCACUAGUAAUACAUACCGUUUUCUUGUGUGGUCUCCAUGUUGGUCCAAAUCGUCAACUGUAUGGUCCGUUUUAGGGGCAGGCACGAUCAUUUAUGUAUAGAAAUAUUGGCAGAAGGUCGCUCACCGGUCGUUUUAUAUAUAUACAUAAGCAGAAUAGUAUUACCGACAAAGACAAGGGAGACUGGAAUGGCCAUUUCUGGCUUAUUAGCCGUCGUCAGCCAGCCAUACCCAAGCCCGAAGUGUGGAACACCCGAGCCUCGGACUCGUGACCUGUUGGUUGAGAAGUCCACGCCUCUACCCAUAGGGCCACGAGCCCGUUGCCCUGUCGGUUUUCGAUCGGGAAUAUACAAUGAUAGGGGGUGCUCACCGAUCGUUCAUACGGAACUCACUCGUUCCGUUGUGCCUUAAGGGCUCUCGCUCUCGAGCCCAACCAGCAGCCGCACAGCGGCGCAUGAUAUAUAGGCAGAAUAGUAUUACCGACAAAGACAAGGGAGACUGGAAUGGCCAUUUCUGGCUUAUUGGCCGUCGUCAGCCAGCCAUACCCAAGCCCGAAGUGUGGGCGGUGGAUGAAACAGAUUUUGCGGUCUUGCCACAAUAGACGACAUCACAACUGAUACAUGGGAUCUCGUAGACAACAAGGAAAACACUUAAAGACGCUACCUAACUGUAUUUUAACGUCUAAAAUUUUCUCCGAAAUCUCCAGAUGCCCGACAAUUCGCGAACGCGCACAACGCAAAAUUCCUUGAGAUCUCCGCAGCCCUGGGUCACAUGAUACCCGAACUCCUUCUCACUGUCAUUACCCACCUCUGUGAACUGGAUGAAAGCAAGCUGGGGCCCCGUAGAGCAUUUAACCACCCUCUGCACUACUCUACGGCCACAUCUUCCCCAUCCUCGCCUCGUACGGGAGUCAGUGCGAGACGAGAACAGGCAGUUUACACGAGUGCGGCGAACUCAUCAGCCGGCGCUGCCGCAGCUGGCAGUGGUGUCCAUGCUUCGAGGGGCGCCGGCAGUAAAGGCGGCCUGACAAAGUUUUUCAGGAGACAUUUUACGAGGUCAAGCACUGGCUGCGACAGCAGUGAUUAA
Spirometra erinaceieuropaei is the source of this 15215-nucleotide messenger RNA. NCBI's taxonomy places the organism in Eukaryota, Metazoa, Platyhelminthes, Cestoda, Diphyllobothriidea, Diphyllobothriidae. The record is from the annotation of a GenBank genome assembly.